UAGUAUACCUCACCUCUCCCUGUCCGUCGUCGUCUACCGAUCCCCCUUCCAUAUCAUCUCCAUCUCCCUCUCCCGAGCUCAGGGGAGGAACGAGAGCAUGCCUGGAUGUCCACGGAGAGGGAGAGACUCGAUGAGAUCGGCAAGAAGAUCAAGCGAGAGCCGGAUACAGCCGCCCUCGCCCUCGCCGCCGCCUCCACCUCCACUGCGCCGGCAGACAACCGCGCACCCCGCCGCCUCGGUCUCAGCCUCGGCGGCGCCCUCAACACCGUGACCCCCUGCGCCGCGUGCAAGCUCCUCCGCCGCCGCUGCGCGCAGGAGUGCCCCUUCGCCCCCUACUUCUCGCCGCACGAGCCCCACAAAUUCGCCGCCGUCCACAAGGUCUUCGGCGCCAGCAACGUCUCCAAGAUGCUCCUGGAGGUGGCGGAGGGGGAGAGGGCGGACGCGGCGAGCAGCCUGGUGUACGAGGCGAACAUCCGGCUGCGGGACCCCGUGUACGGAUGCAUGGGCGCCAUCUCCGUGCUACAGCAGCAGGUGAACGCGCUGGAGGCCGAGCUGGAGGCGGUGAGGGCCGAGAUCCUCAAGCACAGGUACCGGCAGGCCGGCGCCGGCCUCAUGGACGACGCGCGCGCCACGGCCAGCUUCGCGGCUCCGGUGCACGCGGGGGACGUGGUGCCGGUGGUGGAGGCAGGCCAAGAGGUUGCAGGCGGCGGCAGCGCUGCCGGCGCUCCGGGGAUGUCGGCGUCGUCCGCCGUGUACGUUGCCGAAGCCGAGCUGCCCUCAAGUACUACUGAUCACUAUAGCUCCCAUAACCCAAGUGAGCAUGCUGCAUACUUUGGUUGACAUGCUUGAAUUUAUUUAACAUUUUGGUGAGAUCACAACUAAACUGCCGGGAGAAUAAACUGUGUGAAAGUUUAAUUUUAUAUAUACAGGUUUUCUAGAAGUAGAUCUGUAGAUGUGGUCACAUUGGGCGACGAAAAAGUUCGUCCAGUGGAAUGUGUGUGCCAUUAUUUUCUUGUAAUUGCCCAUAGCGAUUGUCGGUUGAUUAUUAGUUCAGUUAAACAAUGCACCUUGAUCCU
Messenger RNA from Panicum virgatum (switchgrass), 1076 nucleotides. Its product is annotated as LOB domain-containing protein 15-like. NCBI's taxonomy places the organism in Eukaryota, Viridiplantae, Streptophyta, Magnoliopsida, Poales, Poaceae. The record is from RefSeq and is a predicted model, not a curated record. Bases 106 to 840 code for a protein of 244 amino acids. The transcript has 3 exons.